AUAAGAAAAGAAAUGAUGAAAAAAAACAAAAUGGCACCCCCAUUUUUCACCUUCCUCUUAUCCUUUCUGUCCCGUUUCCGUACCAUUUGCAUGUGAACGCUUUCUUGUGUGCUUCUCUCAUUCUUGAACACACUUUUUCCACUUUCUUCAAGUCUGGGUUUUGCCCAAACCCGAUAUUGCAACACAAAAUGACUAAAUCUGGAAAUCUGAUUGAUAAAAUGGAAAGAGAACAACUUCAGAGAAGUUAAAAAAGUAGAACCCAAAGGACAAAAGAACGUCCGUCGUACGUUGUUCUUGGUUUGCUAUGUUUGCUUUCGCAUAAAGUCGUCUUCAAAGUUUUCCAGUUUCCUGAAGUGCUCAUGGAACUUGUUCUCAGCCACUGGGUCUUCGCAUUUUGGCUCUCUUGUUGGUUCUUCGUCUCCCCAACUUAUUCAGUGGAAGGGUUACCGAACGAUUCGAAGGUUCGAGGAGUGAAUUUGGGAGGGUGGCUUGUCAUCGAAGGCUGGAUUAAGCCUUCGCUGUUCGAUGGAAUUCCAAACGGAGACAUGCUUGAUGGCACUCAGAUUCAGCUCAAAUCAGUGACAUUGCAGAAAUAUGUGAGUGCUGAAAAUGGCGGUGGCUCCAAUGUUUCAGUCGACAGAGAUUCUGCUUCUUCUUGGGAAACCUUCACGCUAUGGAGAGUUUCGGAGUCAGAGUUUAACUUCCGGACAACUCAUGGCCAGUUUCUCACCUGCGGCAGUGCAGGCUGUUCUGUCUUUGCCACUGCAGAUACUCCGCACAUAAACGAGACCUUUCAAGUAGAGAGAAAUAACAAUGGCAGAGUUCAUAUCAAACUGAAGACCAAUGGGGCCUAUCUGCAAGCCACCACAGGUAAUCAGAUCACUGCAGACUAUCCACAGACACCGGGAUGGGAUGACAACUCAGCCACGUUUGAAAUGGCGAUUAUAGCCAAUAACUUGCACGGAGAUUACCAGCUUGCUAAUGGGUAUGGAUACAACAAGGCGAAAGAGGUUUUCGAGAGGCAUAGGAACACAUUCGUCACGGUAGAGGACUUUGAGUUUCUGUAUAGACACGGAAUAAACACUGUGAGGAUUCCUGUGGGAUGGUGGAUUGCUUCUGAUCCCGACCCUCCAUCUCCGUUCAUUGGAGGAUCCUUAGAAGCGUUAGACAAUGCUUUCUCAUGGGCAGAGUCAUAUGAGAUUAAGUGCAUAAUAGAUCUUCACGCGGCUCCCGGGUCACAAAACGGGAUGGAACACAGUUCCAGCAGAGAUGGAACAACAGGUUGGCCUACAAAUUCAGACUAUAUCUCACAGACAUUGGACGUUAUAGACUUUCUUGCUUCCAGGUACUCAAAGCAUCCAGCUUUGCUCGGGAUCGAGCUUUUGAACGAGCCAUCAGAAGUUUCUGUCCCUCUAGACCUGUUGGUUUCGUAUUACAAACGGGGUUACGACAUAGUGAGAAAACACUCGGCAUCUGCGUUCGUUAUCUUAUGCCAGAGAAUAGGAAAUGCCGAUCCAAUGGAGCUUUAUCAGGCAAACAUAGGAUCCCACAACAUUGUUGUGGAUUUGCAUUACUACAAUCUCUUCGACACAUUCUUUUCCAAUCUGAAUGCAUCGGAUAAUAUCCAGUACAUAUACAAAUCCAGGCAGGCUCAGGUUCAAGCCCUCAGUAGCGCCAACGGCCCUCUCCUCUUUAUUGGCGAAUGGGUGAAUGAAUGGGACUUGAUGAACGGGUCACGGUUAGAGUAUCAAGAAUUCGGGAAGGCCCAGCUCGAAGUUUACAAUGCUGCUUCGUUUGGAUGGGCAUAUUGGACGAUCAAGAACGAUAGGAAACACUGGGAUUUUGAGUGGAACAUCAAGAACGGAUAUCUCCAGCUCGGCUACUCGCUUAGAGUCGAAGGUUUUAGCCUUUUCAGGUUUCUCGGACUGAUAUUAUCCACUUUUCAUCUUCUCUUGCUGUGAUGAUCACAAGCUCUAUUGAAGAUUCAAUUUUUUUUUUCACCAUUUGUUCUUCCGGUAAGUCUGAAAUUUUAUUUUUGGCAUCUGAAUCUGAAAAUGGAAAUGAAAA
Messenger RNA from Tarenaya hassleriana, 2067 nucleotides. Its product is annotated as glucan 1,3-beta-glucosidase A-like. Gene Ontology annotation, cellular component: actin cytoskeleton; cytoplasm. Gene Ontology annotation, biological process: establishment or maintenance of cell polarity; actin filament bundle assembly; cell migration. Gene Ontology annotation, molecular function: hydrolase activity, hydrolyzing O-glycosyl compounds; protein-macromolecule adaptor activity; actin filament binding. The coding region runs from base 360 to 1961 and encodes 533 amino acids. Lineage: Eukaryota; Viridiplantae; Streptophyta; Magnoliopsida; Brassicales; Cleomaceae. The record is from RefSeq and is a predicted model, not a curated record. The transcript has 11 exons.